Molecule: messenger RNA, 4001 nt
Organism: Pecten maximus
Lineage: Eukaryota; Metazoa; Mollusca; Bivalvia; Pectinida; Pectinidae
Product: neuronal acetylcholine receptor subunit alpha-7-like
Exons: 10
Coding region: 483-1961 (492 amino acids)
Biological process (GO): signal transduction; monoatomic ion transmembrane transport; chemical synaptic transmission
Cellular component (GO): neuron projection; synapse; postsynaptic membrane
Molecular function (GO): transmembrane signaling receptor activity; acetylcholine-gated monoatomic cation-selective channel activity
Source: RefSeq, a predicted model, not a curated record
UCUUUCCCGCCGUCAGCAUGGAGGCUGGCACUUUGAUUAACAGUUAUAGGCAGCUUUUGAGAGACCAUCGUUAUCCAAUCAAAUGCCAGCACUGCUAUGAAGCCCAAGGCGAUGACAGCACUCGUGUUCACAUUUACAAGUACGUUUCCCGUUCAUUCUGGAACUCGGAUUAAUAAAUAUCCACUUAUCACGCGGAAUAAGAAAGGGAAUUAAUAUUUGUGGAACUUAGGCAAAAAAGUGAGUGUUUUAUGGGAGUACAAUAUUACUAUUGUGCGAUUUUAAUUAUACUGUUUGGAAAAAAGAAAAAAAAAGAUGAGAUAACAUCGUUUUUGUUUAUUUGUUUUCGAGGGGACUUUUUCUGACAGUCCAAACUGUCCCAGCGUGGAAUAUCCGGAAAGUGACAGUAGAAUCCAGGAAGUGACAGUAUCUAGCGACCGUUCCGUGGCAUUCAAAAGGAUGUAUAUUUGUAUGUGUAGACCGUAAUGCACGCAUGGACGGAUAUGGGGAAUACCCGCCUCGUCCGCCUGGAGAUGGCGCUACUGUUGAUCAUCGUAGUCGUCAAAGAGACGCUACAGGGCACUAACGAGAAGCGCCUACUACACUACCUGUUUGUGGAGAAGCACUACAACAACCUAGAACGGCCCGUGGAGAACGAGUCCCACGCCAUACAGGUCCAAUUCAGCGUGGUACUUCAACAGAUCAUUGACGUCGACGAAAAGAUGCAGAUUCUCCAUUCCAAUGUUUGGUUAAACAUGAAAUGGAAAGACUGUAAUUUGGUUUGGAACCCUGAGGAAUUCGGUGGCAUAACUUCUAUUAGAGUUCCCGCCGCAAAGGUGUGGACCCCGGACAUAUUGAUGUAUAACAGUGCCGACGAGGCGUUUGACGGUACCUUCCACACAAACGUCAUAGUCUAUAACGACGGAAGCUGCUCCUGGGUACCACCGGGAAUGUUCAAGAGCACAUGCGCAAUAAACAUCGCUUGGUUUCCGUUUGAUGAGCAACGUUGUGCAAUGAAAUUUGGAUCGUGGACAUAUCCUGGACAAUUAUUGGAUCUACAACUGGAGAAUGACAAGGGAGACACUUCAAACUUCAUCCGUAACGGCGAGUGGCUACUUCUGGGUGUACCGGCGGUGCGGAGCGAGCGACAUUAUGAAUGUUGUCCUGAGUUCUACAUCGACAUCACUUUCACCAUCCACAUCCAAAGACGGACACUCUACUACGGCUUCAACAUCAUCAUCCCGUGUGUACUCAUCUCAUCUAUGUCUCUCCUACUCUUUAUGUUACCGCCAGACUCGGGCGAAAAGAUAUCGCUAGGCGUGACGAUCUUGCUGUCCCUGAUGGUGUUCCUGUUACUCGUGGCGGAGACCAUGCCCCCGACGUCAGACGCAGUGCCAUUGAUAGGUAUAUAUUUUUGUUGUAUAAUGGUGAUGUGCUCGCUGUCCGUCAUGUUUACCGUAAUUGUGCUCAAUUUCCACUACCGCGGACCUGACACUCAUCGACUUCCGGACUGGGUACGGAAAUACAUCAACGGCUGGCUUGCAGCGGGACUUCAAAUGAAGAGACAGAACAGAGAUUCGAAAGAUCUCCAUAGAGAUAUAGUUCAAAGGUCAAGACUGCGUGACGUAGUGCUGCAGGAUCGGCAGUCACGCAGUUUGCUUCCAAACGUUGUAGAGACGGAUGAUGAAAUAAGAUAUGAAAAUGGGUCGUAUUCCGGAAACUCUGGCGUGAAACGAGAGGAGACCUCCUUGAUUAACACGCAGCGCUGCGAAUUGAUAUCCAUUUUGAAAGAACUAAAAAAGAUCACUCUCCGGUGUAAGCGGGAAGAGGAGGACAUGGAAAUGAGAGGUGAAUGGCGAUUUGCUGCCAUGGUUAUAGACAGGUUGUGCUUAUGGAUCUGCGUCACAUUCACGCUUGCUUCCACCAUGGGAGUGCUUUUUUCCGCCCCACAUCUUAUCACAUAGUUCAAACCAUCCACGAUCAAACAUCCGUGAUCGUGAUUGGCGUGAAGUGGAGAUUUAAGGUUUAAAUAAUAUGGGUAAACAGAUCAGUUAUUUAAAUAUUACACCCGGGAUAUGUUUUAAAUAAGGGGUUUUCAAAAGUGUUUCAUGCAGAACCUACGCGAAACAGUGUAUGUCCAUGAUGUGAUUUGCGCAGAAUACAGCAGACUCGUGUAAAAAUGAGUUAGUUCCCUUCAACUGUCAAUAAUAUACCAGCGGUCAAAUACAUUGCAAAUUGUUAAAUUGUAUCAAUUCUGCUUAUUUUCGAAAGAUUUGUUUACACUAGACGGAUACCAUUCUUUUGACCCAUCACUUUGUAAGUUAAACGCCGCUUUUAUCUGCCUCGUGAGGCACUCACUUCCUGGACCUUUCAGAACUUGCAUGUGUGUGUCUGGGCAACAUUGUUUUGGAUGUUGACGUGUUUUCACUGCCCAGUUCACCCCUAAAACGCUCAAAUUUGGGAGGAUUCUGUAUGGAGACGGAAAGAUAAAUCGAAUAAGUUGCUUAGAAAAGGCAACAUCAGAGGUUGUUUGAAGAUUGUAUGGCGAAAACAAGUAGGCAUUUCUUUCUCACAGAAGUAUAUAUGUCCGUUAUCACCAGUAUAGUUUAACUUUGGACAUCAGUGAAUAUAAUACUCGGACAUACAGUUUGUCUAUAUUUAUUUCGUUUUCAUCGAACGUCCAAAAUUUUAACAAUGAAUGUUUGCUUGGACCUCAACAACUAGUGGAGGGCUAUUUUUGUACGACAACUUGGUUAUAGUGUGGGAGAUUAUACGGUUAAAUUAUUUGUAUAGUUAGGUUUCAUGCUGAUGUAAUAUAGAAGAAAUGCAUUAUGUUGUAUAUAAAUUUGUUCAACAUUUUUUAUCGCCUGUAUAUUUUGUGGAGUCUUGUUUAUUACUGUGUAAUUUAUUUGAUGCUGUAAUAUGUCUGUUGAGUAUAGAAAUAUAUUCCUUCACUGACACAGAAAUUCUUUAUAUUUGGGCUUCUUCUAAAGAUAUUAUAUAAAUUCAUUUCGUCAACAACAUAUUUAGAUAUUGUAUGGCAUAUUAAGUCAAAUAAUCCCUAAGAAGAACAAGAAGUGUAAAGUUGGCGACAGUAACACUGUCGAAAAGUGUAACAUAUAUAUUUAAUUGUUGGGUGUAAAAUGAAUAUUACUUUCUUGCGUUUCAUCAGCCACAGAACUACAAUUCUGCACGCUGUUAUAUGUCAUAUACUGUAUCCCAUGUUCUGUACUAUUCGUUGCUUUGUUGUGUAUUAAUAGUAUAAUAAUUUACAAUGUUGAUGGUUAAGGAUUAAUUUGCAUAUUAUUUCAUGUCACUUUUAAGCUUAUGGUAAUUGCAGAUAGUAUAAGUAAAGCUAACCAUGUGGGGAAAAUGAUGCAGCGAAAACUUUAUCAUUGUAACAGCUACAAUUCAGAUGGUAAGCAAGAACAUGUUUGAUUAACGUUAUAAAGACUCCAAAUGUAUGGAGAUUCCACUGAACAGAAAGAGCCUGGAUCACGUGCUGUUGUCUUCCUGAGAGCGUGUUCUGUUUAUUAAUGUCAUAAAGCCUCCAAAUGUACGGAGAUUCCAUUGAAAGGAAAGAGCAUGGACCACGUACUGCUGUCUUCCUGGGAUCGUGUUCACCCUUGAAUGUUUGUUUUACUUUCAUUAAGGUAUGACAUCUAUAUGUUUACUAUGUUAAUUAGAGGUACCAUUGGUAGUUGACUUUUGUACGUAUAGUUGAUAUCAAUAAAGGUAAGGCAUCUAUAUGUUUACUAUGUUAAUUAGAGGUAUCAUUGGUAGUGGACUUUUGUACGUAUAGUUGAUAUCAAUAAAGGUAAGGCAUCUAUAUGUUUACUAUGUUAAUUAGAGGUAUCAUUGGUAGUGGACUUUUGUACGUAUGGCUGAUAUCAAUAACUAUUUAUACCUUAUCACUGUUGUCGGUUCUCCUCCUCAGUUCAAUAUUUUCACAGGAAUUCUUAUUUGAUUUCAUGUACGUAUUAAAAAAUCAAAUCAUCCAGCAA